AUGUUGGUGGGGUCCGUGGGGGCCCCUGUGUGGGGGAAAAAAAAAGAACCGGGCGGCCCCGCCCGCAAGAACACCGCGAAUCAAAGCAUCAAGGCGCGGAUAGAAAAAAUGUCCAUUGGUUGCACAUGGUGUCAGAGGAACAAGGUUUUAAAUGAGCUUGAUCUUAAGAAGCAGUUCGCAAUAUCACCAGCCUCUACAUCAGUGGAAGCCGGGUCUGCAGCAUCAUUACGCUGUUCGCCACCAAGCGCUGCACCAUCUCCGAGGAUAUCCUGGCUAAAGAAUGGCAUCCCACUCCAGCAAGACCAUAAUGUACUUAUUUCUGCUGAAGGCAACUUGCUGAUAUCGAGGGCUUCUUUGCAGGACAUGACAAACUACAGUUGCGUGGCUGAGAACAUAGCCGGUAAAAGAAUUUCUGAGCCUGCUACACUUACAGUAUAUGUAAACGGUGGUUGGAGCGCCUGGGGUCCCUGGACGCAAUGCCGAUGCAAUGGAAGAGUAUCGGGUCAACGGCGAACAAGAACUUGCACAGAGCCGCAUGCAUUACACGGUGGGGCCCCGUGUCAAGGACAGAGUGUUCAGAAGACGUCUGACUGUGUACUGUGCCAAAACGCAUCCCCUGGAACCUCUGGUCGUUGGGGCAGCUGGACAGAGUGGUCUGAAUGUGGUUCAGACUGCCGACAGUCCAGGCGAAGGUCCUGUGUUGGAGACACGUGCUCUGGAGCCCAGGUUCAACACGCUGACUGCAUUGGCGACUUCUGUGGAGUCCAUGGAGUCGCUGCUCAUAGUGACAUACCACUGUACAUUGGUAUUGCGGUAGCUGUGGUGGUGUUCCUAGCUGGUGCUGCGGUACUUUACAAGCUUCUACAAAGGAAGACUAGGGACCAUUCACUCUACACCAUGACUAGAACAGACUUCCAACCAGAAAUAUACCCGACGGUGGAGAAGCAGUCCCUAUCCCUGGGUCCAGAUCUGAUGCAGCACCGUCCGCCAAGAUAUGAGCAUCCUCCUCCAGAUCCACGGACGGAGCACCAUUAUGAUGUGCCGCAUUUGACUAAUAGCUACGCAUCACCAGUUGACCAGCAAGUGACCCCGUGCGCGUCCAGCAAAGGCCACAGCGAUGAGUACGACACGAAGCCUUACAGCGAGUCAGAACAUUCCGCCUCCAGCUGUUUCACCAGUUCUGGCUCAAUGUACGACGCGACAAACGAAUCCGUCACAUUACAAUUAGCGGAACUGGUUUCUAAUUCACCCACUUCCCAAUCGUUAUCAGUGUCGAGUUCUGGAGCCAGACUUUCGCUACCAGCUGGGGUCGCUCUUUCGAUACCAGAAGGAGCGCUUGGUAGAGGACGUCGUGAACAAAUAUACGUCGCCGUUGUCAAAGAUGACAGAUACAGAGCGAGACUUGGAAAAGGUAUCACGCAACUGAGUCCAGUAGUUAAAUGUGGCCCGCCUAGACUUCAAUUAAACAAGUCGGUUAUAUUACAAAUACCGCAUUGUGCGAGCCUGAAGCACGGCUUCUGGAACCUGGCUCUUUACGCCAUAGACAAUAACAAAGACAACGCACAGCCUCAUUGGAAGAAAAUCGUCAACCUUGGCCAAGAGACAAUCAACACUCCGGUCUUCACCCAACUCGACACCGACAAAAUAUUCCUAGUGACCGAUAUGCUAUCCACAUUCGUUUUAGCCGGGGAAAGUUUUAAUGGAAAGGCCGUGAAGGCACUCCAAUUAGCCGUGUACGCCCAACCCACAAUUAAUGAUUCAUGCACCGAGUACACUAUCCGUUUCUAUAUAUUCGAAGAUACCCCGUGCGCCACUUAUUACUGUCAAGAACAGGAAAAGAAAUCGGGCGGAGUUCUAUUGGAGCGACCGAAAACGUUGCUAUUCCAAGACGGCGGAUCCAAUUUAUGUUUAACUUUGGAGCACGUCAGCCCCGGAUGGAAAGCGAGACCGGGCGCAGCGUACCAAGAAAUACCUUUCGGCCACAUUUGGGCGUCGAGCUACAACGCCCUGCACUGCAAUUUCACGUUAGACCGAUCAUACGACUGCGACAAUAUCGACUUCACUGUAUCCGCCUGUCAAAGGACGAAUCCCUCGUACAAGCAAACGUUCCGAAUAGCAAUCGACGAUCUGACCCAUUCACCGAGAGGACGCUCGCCGCGCGUAGACGCUAGGAAUUUCAAUAUCACAGAAAAUUUGCUUGAAACGCGAAUGUGCCGGAGCGAGACGAGCGACGACGGAAGCGUGAAACGGAACGUCACCGUAAACGAAGUUGGGGUGAACGAGACCGACGGUCCUUUUAAGUUGAACGUCAGAAUCAAACGUCAACUGUGCUCGAUUCUGGACCCUCCGAACGCUAGGGGCAACGAUUGGAGGGCUCUGGCGAGCAGACUAGGGGUCGAUAGGUACACCACGUGGUUUGCGACUAAGAGUUCUCCUACCGAGGCUAUUUUGGAGCUAUGGGAGUGUAGAGAGCGAGGCGCCGCCGCGAUAUCUUCGCUGGCCACCGCGCUUCGGCAGAUGGACCGCCACGAUGCAGCAGAUCUGCUGCAGAACAGGCCGUCUUGGUUAUGA
Molecule: messenger RNA, 2571 nt
Organism: Pieris macdunnoughi
Lineage: Eukaryota; Metazoa; Arthropoda; Insecta; Lepidoptera; Pieridae
Source: the annotation of a GenBank genome assembly